AUGGAGACGCUGCUAGCGUCUGUUGAAAACUCUGCGCGCUUCAGGGGCUUCAAUUUUAACGCGAGAAAGUGUGCCUUCCACCAUAUUGGUGAGGGAAGGCGAAGAAAUAGAGUUCAGGGCACGCGCUUUAAGAUCUGCGGAGAUUGGAUGAGGCCCCUGGAGGAGGGGGAGGCUUACUCUCACCUCGGCACACAGACCGGUUUCAACUGUGUACAGACGCCUCUGGAGCUUCUCUCCCAGGUCAUCAGGGACAUCAGAGCGGUGGAUUCCAGCCUUCUUGCCCCUUGGCAGAAGCUUGACGCGGUAGCUACGUUUGUACUGCCGCGUCUUGACUUUUGUCUGGGGGGAUCACACGUGGAGAAGGGUCCGCUGAAAGUCGBGGACAAGGUCAUCAAGCGGAUGGCAAAGGGGUGGCUACAUCUCCCUCAGCGUGCGAGCGCGGAGGUAGUGUUCCUGCCCCCCAGGGAAGGUGGAGGAGGGCUCCUCCCGCUCGGGGACCUCGCCGACAUCCUGACAAUAUKCCAUUCAUUUAAAUUAUUAACAUCUAAGGAUCGCCUCGUCAGGAUGUUGGCGUUGGGCUCACUGAGGGAGACAGUGGCCUUCCGUUUAAAGCGCGAUCCUCGCGGUGAUGACCUUGCCCAAUACCUGUCCGGGAGCGUCGAGGGAGACCUCUCAGGACCUUCGGCGGACACUUCCUCAUU
This is a messenger RNA of Polistes dominula (European paper wasp), 701 nucleotides long. RefSeq lists its product as uncharacterized. NCBI's taxonomy places the organism in Eukaryota, Metazoa, Arthropoda, Insecta, Hymenoptera, Vespidae. The record is from RefSeq and is a predicted model, not a curated record.